UACGAUCCGUAGUACGGGUCCGUUCGUUUCUAUAUUAAGAUCGCCUUCGUUUGGCCUCGCAGCAUGAUGCGCGCGCGCACACCGACCGCCCGCACAAUAAACACCAAACGUAGUACAUAUUAUAUUUUUUAUAACGAAUCCGACUUCUCCAGACACUAUUUGAACAGGUGACGUGAAUUCCCCAGUGUCAUAGUGAAGUUUUUGGACGUGUAAAAUGUCUGUGAUGUGAGACGAAGUGAAUUGAGAUAUAUAUCUAUCUAUCUAUAACGGAUAUAAUAAGCGUAAGUUACCAAGAUGAAGUUUACAAUCGAUGUACUAGGGAUAUUUCUAAAAGUAGUGAUCAAGAUUAACAAAGUCACCUUUGCCCCACUAGUGGUGUCCACGCUAUUCAUUUUACUUACGUCGUUGCUUGCCCACUGUGCGCGACGCCUGGUGCAAAAGUCUAUAAAUGAACCAUUUGUGAGGUUACUAUUUGAGGAAGCCAUAGCCGCUGCUGAACUAUGUGGCUGCUGUUUCGAGCUUAUUGUUGUUGCAGACAAUUUCGGCGUGGGCACGUACGCGAUCUUCUUAUUCGCUCUAACAAUAUGGUGGUCACUCAAUUGGGGUGACGCUACUGCCUGCCCCUACACACAUAUUGAGGAUGUUAUUGAAGGGAAAGGCGACAUACGUAAGGCUUUUUUGAAGACCUGGGCGGAACUCUUGGGUGGGUUGCUCGUGUUCAAAUAUGUGCAGACAUACUGGGCCUUGGAGAUUUCGGAGACGCACAAGGACAAGGCAUUUGAGGAAUGCAGAGCUGAUUUGCAGGUGCCUGUCAUAUACGGGGCCGUUGUGGAAGGUGUGGCGACAUGCCUCUGUCGAUUGGCUUCCAAGUCGCUCGGAGAUCUUAAUCCUCGGUUCGCGACUGCCAUUGACUCCUUCAUUGGAACCUCCCUGGUCGUAGCUGGGGUCCUCACUAGGCACACGGUAUUCGUCUACCGCUAUCAGGACAAUAGUGCCAAUGCGGACCUAAGCGUGUCCAUCUUUUGCAAAAUCCAUUUAGGAAAAGCAUUCGACUAUUCUGGUGGCUACUUCAACCCGGUGCUAGCGACGUCUCUGAAAGCAGGCUGCGAGGGCCACACUCUUCUAGAACAUGCCGUGGUAUACUGGAUAGGUGCCUGUGCUGGAUCCAUACUGUCUGUUUAUAUGUACAAAAUACCGGCCAUCCAGCGGUACGUCAGAGGAACGACGGCAGUGAACGGCGACAGUAUCUGGGCGGAUAAAGAAGAUUAAAUCUUCCGUCCUGCUUAAUAAAUAUUUUCUCUCGUAAUAUUUCUAUGAAUGAUUAUUUUAUGAACAUUUCGAAAUAACGUGUGUGUCGCAAUGAGACGCGAAUAUAUCGAAUGGAUUUAAUUUUUUAAUUAUAACACUUAGAUCAUUAAUAUCUAGAUGAGCUCCGAUGUCUCACUAUCUGGAUAUCUCAUUAGAAAUGCUCCGAUAAAAACGGCAUAUCUGUUUUAAAUGGCGCGCUUUUCGCAAGGUAUAAAAUUAUAAUAAUUGGUGGGUUUUGUUACAUAAAUUGUCCUUUUAUUUAGUUUUAUUAUAUUGGCGAUACUUUUGAAUUUUCAUUCAAUACGAAAAUCAAUGCGUCAGUUAAUAAUUGGGCGAUUAUUUUUUGAUACCUUAUUAUACUCGGUGCUCCAUCUAGAUGUGUGUGAUCUAAGUCACUAUGCUAAUAUUGUGAUGUCUUCUAGUCAAUUUCAGACACUGUACAAAAUGAUAAUUAUAUGAACUUUAUCUAAGAUUUAAUUACUAUAUCCAUGCCAAUUUUGUGUUUAUAUCUGAUAUUGGUUCAUCCAUUCAAAAAUAGAAUGCAAAAAAAAAGAACUUUUGUUACCAGCACAAUACAGAGUAAUAUCGAAAUAAUUCGAGUUUAUUUAUCGGAGUGUUUUAUUAGUGAAACGGAACGUUUUUACACCAGAAACAUUUUUUUUUACACAAUUUAGAAUGGCAAAACAAGAAACUUACAAAAAAGAGAAAAUAUGAUAAAAAUUUUUGACUCUCCAAACUAACGCGUCGCGUCUAGAUGUAAAGUUAGUAUGAGAAGAUCUUAAACAUUUUGUCACUUUUCGGUUCAUGUUAUUUUGGAAGAAAUAUUAAAAUUUUAUCCUUACAACUACUAAUGAUUUAAAUUCCUGGAAAAAGUAGGUAACAAAAGUUUUUUUUUUAUACGAUUCCUGCUAAGUUUCUAUGAAAUUACAGCUACGUCGCUGUUCACCUUAAUUAAUACAAUUUUCUACAUGUUUCCUCUGAACUGAACCUCUGUUUUGUGCCUUUCGUGUCUUCCAAAAAUAUAAUAAGUGCUACGUUCUUCAGUUGUAAAUAAAUGAACCAUUUUAAUUAUUUAA
Messenger RNA from Galleria mellonella (greater wax moth), 2384 nucleotides. It is a transcript of the gene AQP, whose product is annotated as aquaporin-11. The transcript is spliced from 8 exons. The coding region runs from base 295 to 1269 and encodes 324 amino acids. Gene Ontology annotation, molecular function: channel activity. Gene Ontology annotation, cellular component: cytoplasm. The record is from RefSeq and is a predicted model, not a curated record. Lineage: Eukaryota; Metazoa; Arthropoda; Insecta; Lepidoptera; Pyralidae.